This is a messenger RNA of Pungitius pungitius (ninespine stickleback), 3047 nucleotides long. It is a transcript of the gene npy2r, whose product is annotated as neuropeptide Y receptor Y2. Gene Ontology annotation, cellular component: plasma membrane; neuron projection. Gene Ontology annotation, biological process: G protein-coupled receptor signaling pathway. The transcript has a single exon. Bases 148 to 1296 code for a protein of 382 amino acids. The record is from RefSeq and is a predicted model, not a curated record. Gene Ontology annotation, molecular function: neuropeptide binding; neuropeptide Y receptor activity. Lineage: Eukaryota; Metazoa; Chordata; Actinopteri; Perciformes; Gasterosteidae.
AAGUCCCAACCAACUGUUAUCUAACCGAAGUUUCCCCUCUCAGUUACUUUUCCAUUGCAAAAAAACAACAAUAGUGCUUUAUGCAUUUUAGAAGCCACCCUAACCCUUUUAGAAAGGCAAUUUGUUCUGCGUCCAUCGCUGAACGUGAUGCCCAACCUUUCACAGAGUGACCUAUGGACACUGUUGGCCAUGGAGGCAGCAGAUCGAGCCAACGCCUCUCUGGCAGAAGAUUCACAACCCGGAGUGAAUUCCUCCAGCUGCUGCGCCAACGCGAGCGCCACCGAGGAUCGGGUCUUCCAGAGGCUGGACGACGGCACCAAGCUGCUCGGCGUCCAGGUCGCGCUCAUCCUCGCCUACAGCGCCAUCAUCUUGUUUGGAGUCACGGGAAACUCCCUGGUGAUCUACGUGGUCUUCAAGUUCAAGCCGCUGAGGACCGUCACCAACUUCUUCAUCGUGAACCUGGCCGUGGCCGACCUGCUGGUGAACACGCUGUGUUUGCCCUUCACGCUCGUCUACACGCUGGACGGCGAGUGGACGCUGGGGCGGGGCCUGUGCUUCGCGCUGCCCUUCGCCCAGGGCCUGGCGGUGCACGUGUCCACCGUCACCCUGAACGUCAUCGCCCUCGACCGCCACCGCACCAUCGUCCACCACACCAAGACCCAGAUGUCCAGGGAGGCGUGCGCCGCCGUCGUCGCCGCCACGUGGGCCGCCAGCGCCCUGCUGGCCAGCCCGCUCGCCAUCUUCAGGGAGUACAAGACGGUGGACCUGUCGCCGGGCGAGUCCCUGCAGGUGUGCGCGGAGAGGUGGCCGAGCGGCGGGAGCGCGUACAGCGCGGCGGCGCUCGUCGCGCAGUACGCGCUGCCUCUGGCCAUCAACUGCGUCGUCUACGCCCGCAUCUGGAACAAGCUGCAGAGUCACGCGGCCGCCGGCAGCCGAGGGGACCGGCGCCACCGGCGGCGGAGGAACACCACCAAGAUGCUGUGGACCGUGGUGGCGGUGUUUGCCGUCAGCUGGCUGCCCUUGCACGCGUUCCAGCUGGCGGUGGACGUCGGCGCCGCCGUGGCGUACCGGGGCGACUUCAAGCUGCUUUUCACCGCGUUCCACGUGGUGGCGAUGUGCUCGACGUUCGUCAACCCCAUCCUGUACGGGUGGCUGAACAAGAACUUCCGGGCGGCCUUCCUGUCGGCGUGCGGCUGCGGCCGGCGGCUCCAGCGCCAGUCGGGGGAGCCCGGGGGCCGAGAGACGCGGAGGAAGGUGGACAGGUGUUGCACCGAUAGCAAAUCAACAAACGUGUAGGUUUUGUCGAAGUCAAAGAAGGUUUCGCUGGGACUUGUUGGUUUUUUUCAUGUGGACAUUUUAAGGCACAAUUAAAAUGAAAUGGGACUAUUUAAAUGGGUUUUGUUAUGUUCAGAAAAUGAAGAAGCACCAGACGGACGGGAGACAUCUUGAUCUCGAGAGCAAUGGCUGCCUACAAGUAUUUAUACCGAUCAGUAUCAGGUGUGAACGUUAGUGGCCACGCCCCCUGGGAGUGGUCUCCUGGUGAGUUCAAUGUAGCUCGGAUUUCGAAGGCCUCUCAGUCAAUAUCAGUUGUGUUAUUAAGUAUUACCCGAAUGCAUUUUGGUAGAUUACAUUACAUUGAAUACAAUCAUAACUGUACAUUGGUAUUAUUCUAUUCAAUUACAGUUUCAAAAUUACAGUGGUUUUUACAACGCUCCCAUUACUUUUUUAAAUACAUAUCUCCAGAAUCGUGGUUGUAUUUUGGUGUACACUAAAUUUUUAUUUUUUAUUUAUGGUUAAUUUAUGAACCUGGUCGUCAAUUUAUUUUUUAAUAACCUACAGUUCAAAUGGGGCCUGGACCUCGAAAGUGACCCAAUGUACAUUACGGUUACAAUUUUUUUUACUACCAGUAUGUACUGGAACAUCCUCCACUGUAUUAGAAAAGCCAAUUUAGAUGAUUUCACAAUUUGAAGCCAGAGGAAGGGCCCCAUAACCUGCAACCAUAUCACAGCAACGUCAGAACCUCAUUGUCUAAGGUCUGUUGUGUACAUCAAGUCCUUCUAUGCCAAUCACGUGUACCUCAGCUGACCUGACAAAACUUGAUCACGACCCUUUUUGACACCAGCGGUAUCACUCAAAGGACAUUACUAGGACGUUAAGUAGUAGCUGGAGCGUUUGUAGAUAUCUGUACAUAUCAACGUGUAGGCCUUCAUCGCCAAAGUAAAUGUUUCGCGAAUUAAAAAAAACGCGGAGCUGUUUAAAGGAGUCGAGAUCGGCGGCGUUGCCUCUGCGAAAGGCUCUCGACGCGGCUUACACCCGCAAUGGUGCAGUCACAGCUGAUUUACCUGAGCGCCAAUGAAAGGUUGUGCGCUAUAUAUACUAGGUGCUGUGUUUCAUGCCACAAUGCCAAAAGAAAAAUCGCAAAGCCAAGGCGAGUCAGGGUUCACACUGUGUACAAAUGAUUAUCGAAGCAAGGAUGCAGAAUGAUUGUGUUGAGGGUGCAGCAGGAAACUGGUGGAGGUUUCUUUCUGUUACUAUUCACACGAGGAGUUCCUCCCCCCCCCCUCCCUCCCUACCUGUCUUUGUUUGCAGCCAGCAGCCUAAUUGUUCAGGCUUCUGAGAGCCCUUCCUAUUGACCAGGUCCCCACUGAUUUACUGCGCGCGUACGUGAGGACACGAGGGCACUCGUGCAUCAGCUCCACGUGUCCAUUUAUAGUCGGAAACUGCGUCCGGCGGUUGAUCAAACCGAUUGAACUCUUAGCGAUUCCUCGGGAGGAGGAUGCUCGCCAACAAGAGCUCUUCGAAGACUCCUCAGAUGUUCCCUUGGGGAACGCGUUCACGGCCUCACUCCUCGGGUCUUUGUCUCGCUCCGUCCACGUUCUCUCGGUGACCAGCGGAGCCGAUGGUUUGUCUCCGUUGGGAAAUGGUUGAAAGUGGAGAGGAUGGUUGAGCGGCGCGAUGAGAGGAUUCACUGAUUGAUGUGCCUAAUGGCUCGUGGCUUCAGGAGGGACGUUGUUGCCGUGCGUUCGGCUCGGCGGGAACACUUCAUC